CAGGACAUGAGUAAGUGUUAUGCUCCUAUUCACUAGUUGUCUGUGAUGUGCAAAGAUUGAUCCAGCAAAAACAAUGCUUCUCUGAGGAAUCAGAGUGACUUUUACAGAUAGAUCCUGGUCUGUGUUCAUUAUCUUCUCUCAGAUAUGCUUGUGGUUCUAACCACUCUGUCAAAUGAAAGAGUCUAAAAUAACUGUGUCUUGCUUUGUAGGACAGUUACAUUAACAUCAGGGAUGAAGUCUCUGAUAAUGGCAGAGAAGGAAGUUACCAUUUUGCCCUAACUGGAAAAUCCUUUCAUGUUAUAAGUCAGCAUUUCAGCAGCCUACUGCCAAAGAUACUGAUCAAUGGGACCAUCUUUGCAAGAAUGUCUCCUGGGCAGAAGGCCAGUCUGGUGGAAGAAUUUCAGAAACUGGAUUACUUUGUAGGUAUGUGUGGUGAUGGAGCCAAUGACUGUGGGGCUCUGAAAAUGGCUCAUGUGGGCAUCUCAUUAUCAGAGCAGGAGGCAUCUGUGGCCUCACCUUUCACUUCCAAAACUCCAAACAUUGAGUGCGUACCUCAUCUUAUCAGGGAAGGACGUGCAGCUCUCGUUACCUCCUUUUGCAUGUUUAAGUACAUGGCUCUGUACAGCAUGAUUCAGUAUGUUGGCGUUCUGCUGCUCUACUGGGAGACAAACAGCCUUUCAAAUUACCAGUUUCUGUUCCAGGAUCUGGCCAUUACAACUCUUAUUGGUGUAACAAUGAAUCUGAAUGGUGCCUACCCUAAGCUGGUGCCUUUCAGACCUGCAGGACGGCUGAUCUCUCCACCUCUGCUACUCUCUGUGAUUUUCAACAUUCUUCUCAGCCUGGCCAUGCAUAUUGCAGGCUUCGUCCUGGUUCAGAGGCAGCCUUGGUAUUCCGUGGAGAUACACAGUGCCUGCACAGUACAAAAUGAAAGCAUCUCAGAGUUAACCAUGUCUCCAACUGCUCCAGAAAAAAUGGAAAGUAGUAGUGCCUUCACAAGUUUUGAGAACACUACAAUCUGGUUCUUGGGAACAAUCAACUGUAUCAUUGUGGCUGUUGUGUUCUCUAAAGGAAAACCAUUUAGACAGCCAACUUAUACAAACUAUAUAUUUGUCCUUGUGCUGAUAACACAGCUUGGUGUGUGUCUAUUCAUUCUAUUUGCUGAUAUACCAGAAUUAUAUAGACGUUUGGAUCUGCUCUGCACUCCCAUCCUGUGGAGGGUCUCCAUUGUCAUCAUGCUCAGCUUGAAUUUCAUUGUGUCCCUUGUGGCCGAGGAGGCCAUUAUUGAAAAUCGAGCCCUGUGGAUGAUGAUUAAAAGAUGUUUUGGCUAUCAGUCAAAAAGCCAGUAUCGGAUAUGGCAGAGGGACUUGGCAAAUGACUCUAGUUGGCCCCCACUAAACCAAACCUCCCACUCUGACAGGCCAGAGUGUGGCAGAGGAGUGUCUUAUAGCAAUCCAGUAUUUGAGAGCAAUGAAGAACAACUUUAAAGGACAUGUGAUAUCCAAGUUGAUAUUACAGAGAAAAACAACGACGAAAGGGACCAGUUUCAUUGAUUUUAAGAAAUGAGACUCUUGUAACAUCAGCUGGAGUUUUGGGGCUACCUAUCAAAUCAUGGUGACAAACUAAAGUCUAUUUGAUAAAAUGCUUUCUACAGAGAAGAACAUUGACCCAGAAAAGUGCUCUCCUCUUGGCUUCUGAAGGUAUUGGAGGCAUUCAGUGAAGGCAAAAGUGGGCCAAGAAUUGCUAUGGGCCAAGAGACAAGCAGGCUAAAGGGGAAAUGUAUGUGAUCUUUCCUCUUAGGACAGGACAAUACUUUCCUUUUUAUAAAAAUGAAUUGAGGGGAAGUAGUACUGUGUAUACUCUUGGAGUUGUAAUAUGUUAAAGAUCAUUUUUGAGUUUUUACUUCAUCGAUGGAAAAACUAAUGCAUGGGAAACAUUACACCAAUCUUCACUGUCUGGGUUCCUUUUCUCUGUAGUACUUUUCAGAUUUGAGGCUUUUUCUUCUGUUUCUGACCUUACCCAACAUAUUAUUAAGGAUAAGCUUAGCCUAUGCUGCAAUAAAAAACAACUCUCAGAUAUCAGUGCCUUAACACACAAGUGCUUCUUUCAUGAUCCAGGUGACACUCUGGAACUGCCAUUCUUACAGCAGUGACUGCUUCAACCUGAUGGCUCCAUCAACUCGAUGCAAGGAUUCUGUGUUGACUGUGAUAGGGGAAGGAAUAGGCUGGAGAUCACAUGUGGGCUCUUCACUGCCUCACCCCAAAAGUGGCACACAUUGCUUUCCCUACUCAUAUCUUGUUAGUCAAGGAUUUGGCCAGGGAGCUGGAAAGUGCAGUCUCCUGUGUUUAGGGAUGCUUCAUGGGCUUAUGAGCUGUCACUACACAGGGCCCCAUGCUUAGAAGGGCCCCACACUUGCUUUAACACUCUGCUGCUUCCUUCUUAAAAUUCUUAAUUUUUGAACAAGGGUCCCCAUAUUUUCAUUUUAUACCAGGCCCCACAAAUGAUAGAGUUGGUCUGGAACGUAGUCCUGGGAAGGAGAGGAAAAUAACAGAUCAGAAAGCAUGAGUGCUGUCCACUACAGUCCGCUUCUCCUAACACCAGUAACUUAUCCUACGUUUUAGGAAUCUCUCAUGUCACAUGGCCAACUCCAGAAAUUUUCACUCCUGUGCUUGAUUAUUUUUGAGAAACAUUAGUUUCAUGCUACAGCAUUAUAUGGCACUAUAGAUGGAAGUUCUUACACAACCAGUACCUUGUUUUUUAAAGUUUGUGGCUUCAGAUUCCAGAAAACUAAAAUGUUCCUUAUUUUAUCACUAUUACAAUUUGGUUAUAUUUGAUUUGUUCAGCACAAGGAAGACUCAGGUUUCUGUUAGCUCAGGAGACAACACUGAAGUCUAGGAGCACACCUACACAUGAUAUUUUAAGGCAAAAGCAAAAUUUUUAUUAUGAGCAUCAAAUCCUAGGUGAAUGUUCUGAUCAGGGGAUAAGUGGCCUGGCCCAGGCUGGCUUUGGAACUUAUCAGUAGCAUUUGCAAGCAUUCCUUCCCCACAACUGAGCCCUUGAGCAGGGUUGAUGGCUCUAUGAUUGCAGCUGAUUCUAGGAACAUGGUGUCUCCCAGCCAUGAGGGUACCCUGUUACUUCUGGUUUUAAAAUAGGGCAUGAAGAUAUUUUAGUGUUUCAAGACUGCAGAAUCACUGUCUUUUUUGGUACAGAAAGAAAUGUUUCCUUUUGCAAAGCCAGCCUCAGCAAUGAUAUGGCAGUUCUGAAUGUCCUUCUCUUAAAGUGUUUCUCAUUUUCCGAAAGUAGAGGGUUAUAGGCAGGGGCAAGCUAGAGAUGGUCUGUGACCUAGUCACGAGCAAGAUCCGCCUGCACAGUUCAUACUUAAAUGUGCCCUUUGCUAAGUGCGUUCACCUCCACUAACUCACCUGAAUUGUACAAUUGUCCCAUGACUCAACAAGGAAGGGCUUAUCAUCUCCACCGUACGGAUGAGAAAGCUGAGAUUCAGUAAUGGCAAGAGCAGAUCUAGGCCUCAAAUACAGAUCUUCUGAGCAAACCUUAUAUUGCUUCCAAAUACUUCCAAAUUCCGGAGUUCCAGCAGGGCAGGUUGCUUAGUGUGAUCUCACAGUCAAGCAAAGAAUGGGCAGCCCUUUGCUAAUACCAGGCCCUCUGUUCAAAUGAAUGCCAGGCAUCCUGCCAGGCCUGGGCUACAGGUGUAUUAAAAACCAAACAAAACCAAACAAAACCGAAAAAUGAUUGUCUUUCUGAGACUUUGAGUUGCUCUUGCCUUGAUCCUAAGUGAUUCUAUCCCUAGCAAAGGCUGGCAGGGAACAGGAAUAAAAGAAUCUAGUCCACUAGUCAAGGAGCCAUAAAAUCUUUGGGAAAAGAGACUUGUUUUGAAGACUGUAUUCCUGGGAUUAACUACAUCUUAGAAGCAGUAAUUGAAGGAACAGGGAGUGCCUAGCCUGGAAAAAAAACAGUCAGGGGACUGUGAAGGGUUUUCCUGAGAAAGAAGGAUCCGACUUGUGCCAGGUGGCAUGAGAAGGCAAAAUCAGGACAAGUGGGUAAAGAUCACAGUGGGGAUGGCUUCAGGCCAUCUGCCCUAGCCACUGUCCUAACAGCCAGCACUGAUAGCAGUGGAAUGUACUCUAUGACAUUGGAGGAACAAGUGGCUAUUCAAAGGCCAAGUAGAGAAGGAAGUCAGGUAUCAGAUGAAACUCAAUUACCUGCAAAAUCUCUUUCAAGUUUGAUACACCCAGUGUCUCAGUCUUAUGCUGUAAUGUGAACCUUUUUUUUUUUUUUUUUUUUUUUUGAGAUGGAGUCUCGCUCUGUCACCCAAGCUAGAGUGCAGUGACACGAUCUCGGCUCACUGCCAGCUCCGCCUCCCAGAUUCACACCAUUCUCCUGCCUCAGCCUCCCAAGUAGCUGGGACUACAGGUGCCCGCCACCAUGCCCAGCUAAUUUUUUGUAUUUUUAGUAGAGACGGGGUUUCACCGUGUUAGCCAGGGUGGUUUCGAUCUCCUGACCUCGUGAUCCACCUGCCUCGGCCUCCCAAAGUGCUGGGAUUACAGGCAUGAGCCACCGGAUGUGAACUAUUUUCUACUGCUACCCACACAGAAUACCAGACCGACACUCAUGGGAGGAUGGGCUCUGGAGGGAGGGCUCCCAGCCUUGUCAGAUCCGAUUGUGUGGACAUAUAGACUCAAUUGCCCUGUACCUUGAAAGGGGACCCCUGAUGGAGAUAAGAUCCUAGGAAAGAGGUGCAGAGUGGGGGUCCUGAUUGUCAGAUUGAAGCUGGGGGAAUACUUCUGAUUUGUGAAUUUUCUUAAAGAGAGGUGUUAAAAAACUUUGCAUGAAAGAGCAUGGGAGAGUGCCCUAAACUUGAGGGCGGAGCAACCUGUUAUCAAUACACUUUCUUGACCAGAGUCUGAAGGAGAAAAGAACACAGUCACAUAGUCCAAAUCAUUUGAGACGGUGCCCUGUAGGUUCAUCCCAAGGCAUCUAGCUCUUACCCACAGAGAACCCUGACUCUGGGCUUCCCUCACUAAAUAUGUCCAUGACAUCUGUAUCCUUAUGUGCUUAUGGAAAUGUUCACAUACACACCUGCAGAUGUGAUGACUGAAAAAAACGAUUAUUUAUUCAGCGCUUUGUAUUUAGUUUAUGCUAUAAUAAAUUCAGUUGUUAUAAAAAUCAA
Messenger RNA from Nomascus leucogenys (northern white-cheeked gibbon), 5185 nucleotides. RefSeq names its product probable cation-transporting ATPase 13A4. The record is from RefSeq and is a predicted model, not a curated record. Gene Ontology annotation, molecular function: ATP binding; P-type transmembrane transporter activity; ATP hydrolysis activity. The coding region runs from base 363 to 1484 and encodes 373 amino acids. Gene Ontology annotation, biological process: polyamine transmembrane transport; intracellular calcium ion homeostasis. Gene Ontology annotation, cellular component: late endosome membrane. The transcript has 11 exons. Lineage: Eukaryota; Metazoa; Chordata; Mammalia; Primates; Hylobatidae.